Messenger RNA from Trematosphaeria pertusa, 3736 nucleotides. RefSeq names its product alpha/beta-hydrolase. NCBI's taxonomy places the organism in Eukaryota, Fungi, Ascomycota, Dothideomycetes, Pleosporales, Trematosphaeriaceae. Bases 163 to 3423 code for a protein of 1086 amino acids. The transcript has 2 exons. The record is from RefSeq and is a predicted model, not a curated record.
CAACGCGUCCGCCAGCCUGGCAACGGCCGUUCGCAUGAAGACAUGCACUGAUCUCCACCACUACUGCUGCACAGUCACAUCCGUCACAUCGCGCGCGACGCGUGCACACGUCGGGACAGCGACGAGUUUGCUGCGUACGGCCUCGAGCUGUAAACAGGCAAAAUGGACGUCCAACCACAGCAGCUUCCGCCCGUCCCUAGCAUCCCCGCUGACGCCAAAUCCACCCCGAUCCACGGUCUGCUCUCGCGUCGCCGCAGCUCGCUGCCCUCAGUGCCAACCGACAUCCGCCCCAAAAAGCGCUCGCCCAACUACAUCCGCACGCAGACGGCCUCACCCGAGGUCAUCUCCUCCCUUAUCGACCAGCUCUCGGCCAUCUCCGUCUCCGCGCACAACCACUUCGAGAACCUGCCCGCCAGCUACGGCGAGACCGCGUCCUCUCCUGCCAGCCCGCAUACAAGUGCAACCUUUGGCGGGCCGCAGGGCAAUGCCCUGGAUCCGACCGCAUACUACCAGAACCUGAAGGACCAGAACCACCUCUAUCCCGACGACGCAUGCGAGCCGCCCGUCAUCCGCACGGCAAAGCCGCCAUCGGGCUUGUCGCCGAUAACGGCGCCCAAGAAGAAGGACAAGGAGAACUCGCUGAGGAGUUACAUGAGCAGAACCGGAGGGAGUUCGGCAUCCAUUCAUUCAACUCACUCCGCACGCUCGAUAAGCAGCAUUGGGAACAUUAGCAUCGAGGCCGGCCUUCCUAGGCAGGUCUCCAACGGCAGCAAUAGGACAUCUUCCGAGAGCAAGCGCAGCGCGAGGGGACACAGAAGUCUGAUGUACAUGAGCUCACGCGAGCGACUGCGGCAAAAGGACGCGGAGCGGAAACGCGCAACAAUACAGGGGCCAGAGCUUGCCUCGUCGUCUGAAUCUGCGAGAAAGGCCCCGCCACAGCUUCUGGUCUCCGAGGACGUGAUCAAGGAGGAGCCGGCGAUUGCGGAGUCGUCUCGCGCCGCGCAGCGAUAUCCGAGUAGAGGCCCGAGCAGAGGCACGAGCCCGCUUCGAAACGGUAUCAGCCUACUAAACGGCCACGACGGAGGCAGUCCCACGGAGAAGGGCCUGAUCCCAGAGCGUGGCUCAUCCUUGAGGCACUCGGGAAGUCCUUCGCGGAAGGGCAGGAGGAGCCAUAGCCGCAAGACUAGCCGCCAUGACUCGUACAAAACGAACACCGUUCCGGAGGAAGAUGAAAAUGUGGAUCAGGAGCUGACGGCAAAGGAGAAAAUUCUCAAGGAAUUGGAGGCAGAAGAAGACGAAGUCGCCCGCAGGAUUCGAGAGCUAAGGAAGCAGAAGAUGCUGCGCGACAAAAUAGCCGGCAAGCUUCCUGUGGGUGUUGCUGCAGGGGCUUCUUCAGGCGUCGCGCGCGUUUCACCAAUUGCGAGCGCUGAGCCGUCCCCAACCUCAUCUGUAUCAAGCCUGUCUGAAAAACGGGUGCAGGACCCCGCGAAAGCUCACAAGGUCCUGGGGAUAACAAUGCAGCCCACGCCGCCUGAAAGGAGGACGUCCCGCGUCCCAGAAAGCAGAGAAAAGCGCGAAGCCCGCGAAACGCCCAAGAGGCAGGGCCACUCACGGACCAGAAGCCUGACGGUGAACGAUGGUGACGAUAUUACCCCGCUUCCGAUUGACUACAGGCUUGCGCUUCGCACUCUCGAACAGACAGCGCCAGCGUCGCCCGCCGCUCCGAGCAGCAGCAACGCGUCGCUCAAGAGCAGGGAAACUUCGUCCAGCGGGACACCGCCGCGGCGCGCGCACUCGCUCGCGGUGGGAGGACGAUCUGCAGUGGGCCGCAAGACGACACACUCGAUAAUCAUGGGUGCAAACACGGCGCACAAGCAUUCCACAAGUGUCACCAGUGGCGCUGUGAGCGAGAGGUCAUUCCGUUCCGCCAGCGAGGAGAUUACCACUCGACACCACUCGCUCAGCAUGGCCCCGUCGCCGGCAUCGAACAGCCUCCAGCAUCGCCCCACGCUCAAGAAGAAACGAUGGUCGCACCCCGACCUGCCCGCCAAGGCAGAGAAAGCGCACAACGACAAGGUCGAUGCCGUAAAUGCGGCGGCCGCUGCGAAGGCCUUGCCCGUCCAGAGACCCCCGCACCCGGUCAUCGAAGAGCGCCCUGCCAGCGCAGAUUCAAUCGAUAUUGAUGUCGAAGGAUAUCUCAACUCGCCGCGCCUAUCGCAGAGGAUACGCCACCCGCAAACAGGACGCAUCAUUUUCUUCUCAGAAGUGGGAGAUCCGCAAGGCUUCGCUGUCUUCGUCUGCGUUGGCAUGGGCUUGACAAGAUAUGUCAUGGCCUUCUACGACCAGCUGGCCCUGACUCUGAAGUUGAGGCUGAUCACCCCGGAUCGUCCUGGAAUUGGGGGAAGCCAAGUUGAUCCCAACGGCACCCCUCUAAGCUGGCCAGAUGAUGUUCUUGUGAUUUGCCAGGCGUUGAAGAUUACCAAGUUUUCCCUCCUGGCGCAUUCGGCUGGCGCUGUGUACGCUCUUGCCACAUCGCUACGCAUGCCGCAGCAUAUCCGUGGACGUGUGCACUUGCUCGCACCUUGGAUACCGCCAUCACAGAUGGCACCCAUCGGCAUCAGCCAGGACCAGCCACCCACGCAGCAGCUCCCUCGAUCUCAGCGCUUUCUGCGCGCUCUCCCUCCGUCCCUCCUCAAAGUCGCCAAUUCCACCUUUCUCAGCGCCACAAGCGCAAGCCUGCAGCGUACCGGACCAAAAAAUUCGCCCAAGACGAAGCGGAAGAGCGUCAGCCCGCAAGCUAUGCCGCCGCCGCCGCCGCAGCAGCAGCCCCAGCGACCGCAGUUUAAGGAGUCGCGGCGGGAGUCGAUGAUGCUCAUGGACCAGGUGUUGCCAAAUGCCAGCUCCAUGUCUCUCGCGCUAGCCAACCCCGCAGACCCGAACUACGAGAAGGCUAAGAGGAUGAAGGAAGCUCUUACCCAAGUCGAGCGCCAGCGGCAGCAGGAAUUCGACGAGCGACUUACCUUUGCUAUCUGGGACCGUGCUACGACCAAUGCAAACCCGGCGACCGACCUCAUUGUAUGCUUGGAGACCAAGCAGACAAUUGGCUUCAGGUACGAAGACAUCAACCGCUCCGUCGUCAUACACCACGGCAGCAAGGACUCGCGUGUCCCUGUUGACAACGUCCGGUGGCUCGGUCGCCUAAUGCGGAAAUGCGAGGUUAGGAUCCUCGAGGGCGAACAGCACGGCCUCAUGGCGAGCGCGCAGGUCAUGGGCAACGUGCUUACGGAGAUGGCGAGCGACUGGGAGGACUGGACUGCCGUGGUGCAGGGCAAAACGAACGGCGAGCGGAGUAUUUCGAGGAAGCGGACGACGGACAGGCUGCGAAAUCUUUCUUCACGGCACGGACACGAGACGACGCCUUGACCGAACAUGACGCGAGUCGGUCGACUUGAUCUAGAAAUGCAUCUUUGACGACUGGGACAGGACCACGGAAACGACGCACUAUUUGAUGGACGAAGGAUUGGACCUUGGGUUUUGAUGAUUUUUCCCAACGCGCUACCUAUUCUUACCCCUUCUCCUUCAUCUUCUUCAUUUCUUUUGUCUAACUUCUUUAAUCCUCUAGCUACUUCUUCUGUUUCUCUUCCCCCAUCUCUGUUGUUUCUUCGCUUCUUCCCUUGAUUUAGCGGAUAUACCCUCGAUUGGUGGUACAUGGAUUGGCACGUUUCUUUGAUCCUCG